AGCGAAGAGGAGAUGCACACGGCACUCGAGUGAGCUCAGAGUGUGAGAGGAAAAAGGCGGGAAAGAAAGAGAAAAAAAAAAGAGCCCAUUGGAUCAGGACCAGGGUCAAAGUGGCAUGCCCCAUCAGUACGUGGUACCAAGAAGAGGAGAGGAUGAGAGUCCAAGUGCACACCAAGUUCUGUUUCAUCUGUUUGUUCACACUCCUCCUCCAUCAGUGCAGUCAUUGUCACAGUGACAACCAUCACCAACACCACGCCGACCAUUCUCACAACGACCCCGACGAAGUCCACAGACACGCCCACAGCGACCUGCAGAUUUCCCAGGAGCCCUACACGGGGCCCUCGGCCCGACAGACGCCCGGUAACCAUGAAGACCCCGCCAAGAACGAGCAGCGUUACUACAUUCAGCAGCUGUUCCGGCGCUACGGGCAGCAGGAUCGGCUUGACUUCAGGGGCUUCCAGAGCCUGCUGAUGAGCCUGGGGCUGGGGGAGGUGCGGACGGUGGAGAUGGAGCACGAGGACCACGACCACGUGUCUCACCUGGAUCUGCUGGAGGUGCAGGAAGGACAUCACUCGCACUCGCCUGGCCACCCGCAUCCGGACCAUCCUCAUCCUCAUCAUCAUCAUCCUCAUUCCCACCACAACCAUAAUCCUGAUGGUGACACGUCGACUUCCCGGGUAUCUCAGUCGCCCUGCAGCCCGACGACAGACAGCGGACCACUGGAUCCUCACGACGCAGAGCGUGGUCACGAAAAGGACGGUGACCACGCGCACGACCACACACAUGACGACCACAACCACGAUCACAAUCAGACCCAAGGCCUUGACGUAGACCACGCUCACCCACAUAGCCAUGACGACGAGCACAGUCACGAACGUGCUGUCAAUCACACACGAGACCACGACGGCAAUGAUCUCAACCCAGAGACCGCGCCACAAAUCGAACGGACGCACGCCCAUGGUCACGAAGACCACGGCAGCGAAGGACACCAUCACGAUCAUCAAAACCAACAUCCCCGUAAACAUCCACACCACCAUCACCAGCAUCACCAACACACUCAAAACAUCACACAGACACCCUCAGCACAACCCACAGAGGCAUCAGAGCCUACUACAGAGACCUCUGCCUCAACGCAGCCGCCAACAGCAAGGCCUAAGAGGAACAGGAAACCCAACAGAGGCAGACCACAGCAAGGCCGGAACAGGGUCCCUGAGGCCUCCAAACCUCCUCCUAGUGUUUCAGAAGAGGACAGGGACCAUGAACACGGUCACGACCAUGAACACGACCAUGAACACGGUCACGGUCGCGGUCAUGGUCAGAGCCCCGUGAAGAAGGGGAAGAGAGAGGUGCCGGAGGAAACCUUGACCCCCGCUUUCACUAACUUGGCUGUGCAUGUGGAUCACGCAGUUCACCAACACGAGGAGUGUCUGAACCUGACACAGCUGCUAAACUACUAUGGCCUGAGUGCGGACUCGCUCAUCUCGCCGGUCCAGUUUACCUACCUGUGCCCAGCUCUGCUCUACCAGAUCGACAGCCGUCUGUGCAUUCGUCACCAGCAUCACGUCAGCGUGAAGGAGACUGAUGAACAGGCUCCAAACACAGUGUGGAUCUGGGUGUGGGGCUUUGUGUCCAUCACCAUUAUCAGCCUGUUGUCUCUGCUGGGCGUGGUACUGGUGCCCAUCCUCAACCAGUCCUGUUUCAAGUUCCUCCUCACCUUCCUGGUGGCCCUGGCCGUGGGAACACUCAGUGGAGACGCCCUGCUCCACCUGCUCCCUCACUCUCAGGGAGGCCAUGACCACGGAGCUGAGGGGCACAGUCAUGAAGGUGAAGACCUGCUGUCAGAGUUUGACGCGGUAUGGAAGGGUCUGACCGCGCUGGGGGGAAUCUACCUCCUCUUUAUCGUGGAACACUGCAUCGGCAUGGUCAAACACUACAGAGACCAAGGGGGAUCGUUCUUUAAGAGGAAGAAGAGGGGAGAGGAGGGGAAGAUUGGGAGGAAGCUGUCAGACCACAGGUUGAACAGGCGUUCUGACGCUGAGUGGUUACACCUGAAACCGCUAACAGAAGGCCCUGAUAACUCAGCAGUGUCUGGGCACAAUGACACCCAGCUGACAGACCUCCAGCCACCAGACUCGCCCAGUAAGACCCCACUGGCCAUCACAGACACCAAACAGGGCCAGCAGGGGGCGACGAGUCCCGCCAGGAAGGGCAGCAAGAAGGAGGACGGGAGGAAGCGCGGGCACGGCCACUCUCACGGCCACGGGCACUCCCAUCACGGGCACUGCCACUCUGACCAAGAAAUGAAGGAUGCUGGGAUAGCCAGCAUCGCCUGGAUGGUCAUUAUGGGAGACGGCAUGCACAACUUCAGCGACGGCCUCGCCAUCGGUGCGGCUUUCAGUGCCAACAUCACAGGGGGCAUCAGCACUUCGGUGGCUGUGUUCUGCCACGAGCUGCCCCAUGAGCUGGGAGACUUUGCGGUGCUGCUAAAGGCUGGCAUGUCGGUGAAGCAGGCCAUUGUGUAUAACCUUCUCUCCGCCCUCAUGGCCUACGUGGGCAUGUUGAUUGGCACGGCCGUGGGACAGUACACGCACAACGUCACCAGCUGGAUAUUCGCCAUUACAGCUGGCAUGUUCCUGUACGUGGCUUUGGUCGACAUGCUGCCGGAGAUGCUCCACGGAGACAGCGAGGAGCACAAGCGCUCCCACAUGGGUCACUUCAUCCUGCAGAACGUGGGCAUGCUCACCGGCUUCGCCAUAAUGCUGCUCAUCGCCAUAUUCGAGGAUCAAAUCGUGAUCGAAUUUGGCUUUUGA
Molecule: messenger RNA, 2810 nt
Organism: Chanos chanos (milkfish)
Lineage: Eukaryota; Metazoa; Chordata; Actinopteri; Gonorynchiformes; Chanidae
Gene: slc39a10
Product: solute carrier family 39 member 10
Exons: 11
Coding region: 153-2810 (885 amino acids)
Biological process (GO): intracellular monoatomic cation homeostasis; zinc ion import across plasma membrane
Cellular component (GO): plasma membrane
Molecular function (GO): monoatomic cation:bicarbonate symporter activity; zinc ion transmembrane transporter activity
Source: RefSeq, a predicted model, not a curated record